Monosiga brevicollis MX1 is the source of this 417-nucleotide messenger RNA. RefSeq lists its product as uncharacterized. The coding region runs from base 1 to 417 and encodes 138 amino acids. The record is from RefSeq and is a predicted model, not a curated record. The transcript has a single exon. NCBI's taxonomy places the organism in Eukaryota, Choanoflagellata, Craspedida, Salpingoecidae.
AUGGCUCGGCGCUGGCUGCCAUUCACAGGGAUUCAGGGCGUCAACCAACAAGGGGCCAAGGGAGGUCCAAGGCGUUCAACGGACCGGACCGUUCAGGUGCCAGCCAGUCCAAGCCCCAUAGGCACAGUCCUCUUUUCUUUUUAUCCCCUAAACCUCCCAGAGGUCGUGGAUUGCUCGUAUCGUCAGCACUUUGAGAUGUCUCUCAAAUUCUCUCUCUCUCUCAAAUUCUCUCUCAAACUCUCAAACUCUCUAACUCUCACACACACUCUCUCCUCUCUCUCUCAAACUCUCUCUCAAAAACUCUCUCAAGCUCUCUCUCUCUACAUCUCUGUCUCUCACUCAAAUCUCUCUCUCUCAAACUUUCGCUCUCAACCUUCUCUCUCUGUUUUCUUUCUAUUUCCUCCGCUUGUUCUCUGA